UUGUAUUUAAAAAUUCCAUCUUUAAAAUGAGACUUGUUUAUCAUAAUUAAUCAAAAAUUACACCUGUACUCAUUGUUGACACACCAUUAUAAAAUCCGGAGUGAUGAAACAGUUUUAAAGUUAUAAAAUAUAUCUAGAAAUAAAAUGCCUCUUAUUGUAAUAACUGGUAUUCCGUGUAGUGGUAAAACUACAAGAACAUUACAACUAAAGGAAUACUUCGAAAAGGAAGUGAAAAAACGUGUAGAUAUUAUUACUGAAAUUGACGUCAUAUCUAAAACAGGUUAUGAUAGAAAUUCAUUUUAUUCUGAUUCUAAAAAGGAAAAAUGUAUAAGGAGCGAUAUAAAAUCUAUGGCACAAAGAAUAUUAAAUCCAAAUGAUGUAUUAAUAAUAGAUGGUAGCAAUUAUAUUAAAGGGUAUCGCUAUGAACUAUACUGUAUGUCAAAAUUAUAUAAAACACCACAGUGCACUAUACAUUGUGACAUACCUAUUGAACAUGCUUGGUUAUGGAAUGAAAAAAGACCAGUAUCUGAACAAUACAGCAGAGAAAUAUUUGAUGCACUUGUAAUGAGGUAUGAAACACCAGAUAGUAAAAAUCGUUGGGAUGCUCCAUUAUUUGCAGUGAUGCCAGAAGAUGAUUUAAAAUUUGAUGAUAUUUAUAAGUCCCUCUAUGAAGUUAAAGCACCUAAACCAAAUCAAAGCACACAAUGUCCACCUUUAUCAUCUACAAAUUAUUUGUAUGAAUUGGAUAGAAUAACACAAGACAUCACUAAUGCAAUAUUAUCAGCAAAACAAAUAGGAAUUGACAAUGAUAUAAAAAUUCCUCAAUAUGGCUUAACAGUACAAAAAACAGGUAAUACGCCUCAAAUGAUGAGACUGCGAAGACAAUUUUUAACAUAUAGCAAAAUGCAUCAAAUUAAUAUUAAUCAAAUAGGUCUAUUAUUUGUACAGUAUCUUAAUAAAAGCUUAUAAAUUAAAAA
Vespula pensylvanica (western yellowjacket) is the source of this 977-nucleotide messenger RNA. RefSeq names its product protein KTI12 homolog. The record is from RefSeq and is a predicted model, not a curated record. The coding region runs from base 145 to 969 and encodes 274 amino acids. Lineage: Eukaryota; Metazoa; Arthropoda; Insecta; Hymenoptera; Vespidae. The transcript has 6 exons.